AUGCAUCACCUGUGCAUUGUGAGGGGAGUGGAGAAGCAGCUGUGGUGGAGCAGAGUCAUCCAAGAAAAAAUCCUGGACCCAUGGGGUCUCGUCCAGGUGGUCCUCACCAACAAGAAGCUGACUGGUAUUAAGUUCCUUGGUAGAAGGAUCCAUGGACUCAUGUCCUGCCUUGUCAAGAGGAGGUCUGAGUUCACCUAUUAUGAGGAUGCCCAGUCCCCUCCACCUUACCACUCCACCCAGGACCAGGACCAGACCCCUGACAGCACUCCUCAGGAGUUUGAGGAGGAGUUUGUGGAGGAGCAAAAUAAUGCUGCAGAUGUGCCCCAGUUGCGGCGUUACUUUGAAAACCAAGGGACAACCAACUUCUCUCUGAGGCUGGCCGGUAUCAGACGUGCUAUGGAGGCUCUGACAUCCUCAGACAGUACCUCCCUCAAUUACCUCACCCACGCUGGGAGGAUGGUGUUGAGUGGACUAUCCGAGCUCAACCAGCAGAUCGACCGCAUCAACUUCGCAGAUGUUUUUUAUGAAUUCGUUCUACUAAGCCUUCUAGAAGGAAAGACAUCUCUUCCUAUAUCUAAGCCUGGUAGCUUCCUUUAUCUGCUCCUGGAAGUCAUAAUGAGGAUUCACCCUCCUGGAGGAGCCUGGACAGAGGCUGCUGGGAACUUCUACCUCCUUGUUAAGGGCCAGAUGAAGGCAUGGCUAGAAUCCAUCUUCAACCUCACUGAGUCAAUCUAUGAAAGCCCAGAGAGGCUCUCGGGGGAGGUGAUGGGGAAUCUAGAAAUACAGGUUGAGUUCCUGCUGUCCAGCCUGGAUUAAGGUUCCCAAACUGAGCCGAGGGCCCCAUCACAAAAUAAAGUGUUUUGCAUUUAAACAUUAUCUGUCAAUCGUAAACAAAUGUUACAUCAUGUGUAGGGGAGAGUGGGGUAAGUUGAGC
Messenger RNA from Coregonus clupeaformis (lake whitefish), 934 nucleotides. RefSeq lists its product as uncharacterized. NCBI's taxonomy places the organism in Eukaryota, Metazoa, Chordata, Actinopteri, Salmoniformes, Salmonidae. The coding region runs from base 1 to 816 and encodes 271 amino acids. The transcript has 10 exons. The record is from RefSeq and is a predicted model, not a curated record.